UUCGCCUGAAACUGCACUGCAACUUCGCUCUCUGCAGGUUCAAAAAAUUCUAACGGUCGGCUCAGGACGCUGCAGUUCAGUUUCACAUCUGUCGAAGUCUCCGUGUAAAUAUGGCACAAAACGUGAAUCCCCAUUCAGCCACAGAGCACAAUAGCUCUAUUAAAACCAACGACGAUAGACUACGGCUUUCUAAAGAUAACCACGCUGUCACCAAACGGCUUCAGAAAGAGCUGAUGUCUCUCAUGACAUGUGCCGAGAAAGGUGUUUCUGCAUUUCCCGAAGGUGAAAAUUUUUUCAAAUGGGUUGGCACUAUAUCUGGACCAGUUGGCACGGUUUAUGAAGGCUUAACCUAUAAAUUGAGCUUAGAAUUUCCGAACAGUUACCCUUACUCUGCACCAGUAGUUCGUUUUACAACAUCAUGUUUCCAUCCAAAUGUAGACACAGCAGGUAAUAUUUGCCUGGAUAUCUUAAGAGAGAAGUGGUCUGCACUUUACGAUGUUCGAACCAUACUAUUGUCCAUUCAGUCCCUACUUGGAGAGCCAAACAUUAGCAGUCCUUUGAAUCCUCAAGCAUCACAAAUGUGGGCCAACCAAGUACAAUACAAGAAGCAUCUGCAUGAAACAUAUCACAAAGAAAAUAGCAAAGAGAAGUAAGAUGCACGUUUAGAGCUAUUUACUGUUAUUGAGCAGGUUUACUUUAGUAGGUGUGUGCUAUGACGAGGUUCAACAUCCAGAUAAGAUAAGAAAUGGAUGUACUGGUUUUGAUUGUGUAAAUUUUUUUUUUUGUACUGAGUCCCGUGGGAUACUUGGGUACUUGUAAGUGUUCUAGCUGGACGUUAGAUUUAGUCAUUUCAUUCCAAAUUGACAAUAUGAGACUUAAUCUAACCUCACGCCUUUGUCACACAUCUUUGUACAUAUUCAAAAUCUAUCUCAUUGUAAAUUUAGAAGUGUAAAUUUCUGUCAUUAUUACUUUUCCAUAACCUAUUUCCUUCCUUGUAUGCUAUUUUAUGCUAUUUGAAGUGUCAGCAAAGAAUUUAUUGCCUUUAUGAUUUUAAUUUCAUUUUACAAGUACAAAUUAAGAUUGCAUCUUCAUUUUAUUUAUUACUUUCAAGUUACCACAGUUCAGGGGACCACUGCAAAUGCAAAUAUGAUAAUUCACUUUUAAACUUGUCUCUAUCACUUGCAAAUUUUAAAAUAUGUUCGAUGUAUUCUCUUUUCUCUUCUUAUUUGAUUCUAUUAAUAUGCAUGGCUUAAGUAUUUGGUUUCUUCAAUAAUCAAUAGACUGAUCUCCCUAUUAUGAUUGCUGGCUGGACUUUCUUUUAAUGUCAAUUCUAUAAAAUAUUCAAAAGAUGCAUAGUUAGUCUUUUUGUUCAGCUGCUUCAUAAAAUUAAUGUUUGUUUUUAAAUCUUGUCUUCCUGGUGUCUUAGAAUCUUUAGCACAUUCAAGAACUUACUAGGUCGACCAGUCUAGUAUCAAUGCAACAUUUCCGUUGUCAAUGUGUGAUAAUUUUUUUUUAUAUGGAAUUAGCUGUAGAAAGUGAGCUGAAAUAUCUGUACAGGAGUAUACCUUUAUGAAUUAUAAGAAUUAAAGUAGCUGAAUUUUGCUUUGAUUCAGUUUCAGCUCCUCUUUUAGCACUGCCAUAACUUACAACUGAAACCCAGUCUGAAUGCAUGCAUGUAUGUUUGUGUAGAUGUUUGAAUGAGCUUGUUUAUAUGUAGGAGGAUAUCAAUUUAGUUGGAAUUUACUAUGGUUUUCAAUGAUUUUGUGUUUAAGCACUACACUUACCCCUUGAAUUAGGUACAGUAAACAUUCCUUUUACAGCAGUAAUCAUUUUGUAAAAGAUAUCCCUCCGUGAUAAAAUGGUUCUGUAAGGAGCUUAAGGAUUAUUCUUCCAUUCAAUUUUGUUUUGUUGAAAUAUGUGAAGUGUGAUAUCAAUUCCUGUCUCAAUAUUAUUAAUUUUUGUGCUAGAACAUGUAGGUAAUAAAUUUGUCAGAUCAGAUGAGUGUUAUUCUAGGGAAUAUACCUUAGAAUAAGAUCUGUUUCUGUGAAGUAUUAGUGUCUGAAUGUAACCAAUCCAAAGAAAACUAAUUUGCUUGAUCUAAUUUUUGAAGUGUUUGUUUACUUUUGUACCUCCAGCCAAUGUUUGAUCAAUGAAAAUAGAAAUAAAUAUAUGUACGAAGUGAA
This is a messenger RNA of Frankliniella occidentalis (western flower thrips), 2183 nucleotides long. It is a transcript of the gene vih, whose product is annotated as ubiquitin-conjugating enzyme E2 C. The coding region runs from base 111 to 653 and encodes 180 amino acids. The transcript has 5 exons. The record is from RefSeq and is a predicted model, not a curated record. Lineage: Eukaryota; Metazoa; Arthropoda; Insecta; Thysanoptera; Thripidae.